UAGAAAUUGUGUCGAGAGUUCUUCUGUGACGGCGUGGCAAGCCGACAGUAAACGCCGCAAGCACUCCACUGCCAUUGUUGCCGAUGAACACCGCUGUCUACGACGUGUCGACGCUCCAGCCCGGUGACCAGGUGUGUAUCUGGGACUUUGGGCGGUGGCCGAUCUCGUAUUCCCACCACGGCAUCGUGUACGAGCGCGGGACGUCGAUGGCGACCGUCAUGGUGGCGCAUACGUGGAGUCCACUGUCCAACUUUGCUGAGGCCCAGGCAGACUCGUACUUUCGAUUGACGACGUUGGAAGCGUUCUUGAAUGGCCGACAGUUCAAACACCUCCGCCGCGUGCAGUACAGCUCGUCGAUUUUGGGCGAUGCGAUCUCGAAACUCGGCGAAGUCCAUCGGUCGGCGUCGGAUAUCCCGCCGGUCGUCCUUGCGCGGUGCAAGUUUCUCUUGGGCGCUGGCCGCGGUCACUUCAACAUCCUGUCCCUGAACUGCGAACAUGUUGCGUACUGGUGCAAGACUGGCCGACUCUUUGCCAAGCAGAUCUUCACGACGAGUCCCACGACGGUGCCGUACAUCCGCCAGCGGUCGCUGUCGUGCAAAUUGGACGCACUCAACUCGCAAGUACACGAGCUCAAGGAAUCGUAUCGCCUUCAGUGCAAGGCGCUGUGCCGUCGACUAAACCACGUGGACGAUGCCGGUCAUCGCAAGCGCGUGUACAUCAAGGCGAAAGACAGCUCGAACCGAUUCCUCCAAGCUCGUGGCGAGAUUCUGUACCUGGUCGAGUGCGACUUUGACGAGACCAAUCCGUUGCUCCAGCAAUUUCCAACGCCUUUUUUCGCAUUUGCCGACCACACGGACGUGAAUGUGGUUAAAGUGUCGUUCCAGGAAGUCGCCACAGGUCGCAUGGUUUGCUCCAAGGCCAAGUGCGUCAAACUGAUCAAUCAGCGCAUGUACCACCGGGAGAACCUGUUUCGCUUCGAGUAUGCAUUCAACGGAGAGCUCCAAUCUCGGCGGCUCCGGCGGUGGUACAUCGGAGCCCGACCCAAGGAUGGCCUCGUUCGCACCUUUGUCUCGAGCGAUUUUGCAAUGGCAUUUGAGUUUGUAGACGCAGACAGUUUGAAGUGCUCUCGCCCGACGGACGUGGGCAUGGCCCCCCAUCAUGAGCCACAUGAUACGACACCUGGACCGAGCGACGACGAGUUGGACUUGAGCCACCCCGACGCUGCCGCCGACGACAUCGAGAUCAAGCGUCAAUAGUAGAUAUUUAUCAACACUACCUCGUACAUUGUUGUCCUGUUGUCACAAGCAGGC
Messenger RNA from Aphanomyces invadans, 1310 nucleotides. RefSeq lists its product as hypothetical. The record is from RefSeq and is a predicted model, not a curated record. Bases 84 to 1256 code for a protein of 390 amino acids. The transcript has 2 exons. NCBI's taxonomy places the organism in Eukaryota, Oomycota, Saprolegniomycetes, Saprolegniales, Verrucalvaceae.